Fusarium sp. VM40 is the source of this 2964-nucleotide messenger RNA. Lineage: Eukaryota; Fungi; Ascomycota; Sordariomycetes; Hypocreales; Nectriaceae. The record is from the annotation of a GenBank genome assembly.
AUGGAUGAUCUUCUUACACCCGUGAGCACUACAUAUCUCAAGCCUCGAAACGAGCCUGAGCCGCUUUUUAGAGAGGUCAAGACAGCUUCUUCGCAGGGGGAACCAAGAACGCCCAGUGUCAUCUCUACGGCUGAUGACGCUGUAGAUGCUCUCAAAAAUCAACCGGACUACGACAGUCUCAUCUCAGUCCUGCAAUUUCUUAGUAGCCACAGAACUGCCUCUGAUGGCUUUUCAUUCUCAGCGCCCAGUCCUAAGAAUGCAUCGAUCAUACACUUGCUCGUCACCGAAAUUGCACCAAACUACUGGACUCUUCUACUUGAAGGAGCUGUAGACGAAGCUACACAUUAUAAUACAGCACUUCCAUCAGAUGCAGAUCUCUUUAUUUGCUGCCUUCGCAGUCUGACUGGUCUCAACGCAGUGAUCACGCAAAUCAGAGCCCUCAUCCAAGAAGCACGCCUAGGAGGAAAGGAAGAAAGAAGAACUGACCUGUCUCUGAAUCUUGGGAUUCUUUUGAGCGUGCUCUCUUCUAUUCUUGUUACCGAUGGAUCAAUUCCUGCCAUAUGGUCUGGAUCAACCAGGUCAAUAGCCAACGCCAGUCUGCAGAGAGUACAGUCCCAAAAGCUGAGCUCUAUCCUCACCAAUGGCCAAAUUGUAUCAACUUCUGCAGAAGCUAUGGAGAUCAUCGGGCGCGAUAAAGUUCGUGAUGACACACAGUGGGUUGGCGACGGACUGCCAUACAGCACAUGGAUGGGAAACGCUAUUGUCGCAUGGGUCACUUCAUCUCCUGAAGCAGACGCCAUGUCAUUCUCAUCUGAGCUAUUUCAGAGGGCACUAUCUCUGCAACAUUCAGAAAAUCUUAUCAAAAUUGUGAUUGAUCGACUUAUUCUUUCCCCCGAGAGUUCGGUUUCAACAUUUACACAGCUUGCUCUUAGCCAGCCCCGGACAUCUAAAAAGAUCAUCCAUCUUCUACUUCGUCAUCUUUCACAGAAACACCUGCAAGGUCUAAGCCUAGAUGAUACAUCCCCAAACGACAAGGUCUCUGCAGUGGCCCGGCUUCUCAAGGAACUAGCCUUGAACGAUGCAACGAGAAGAGAAGUACUUAUAAACUGGUGUGCAUCUUCAUCUGGUGCCGGACUUGGCGACGGCAUUGGAAUUCGGCGGGCUGUUGUGGCUGCACUCGCACAAGAUCGAGACGCCAUCAUCGCCGUGCUGGAAAAGAGUCUCGCGCAGUUUGGGGACGAGCUGUACAUCAAGCAUUCUGCGAUACUUCAACAGAAUGUGCAUACCCAGAUUUUGCUUCUUGCCGCUGGCUACGUGCACCGAAUAUCUCCUAUCAAACUAACGUUACUCAUGCGAGUUGGUACCUAUAUGACCACUAUCUCCAAUCGAAUUGGAUCAACGCAGUCUACGGCUCAGUUUCUUGGACUUGUUGUGGGUGAGACCCUCUCUGCCCUUGUCGACGACAAGAAGAAGAGACUUGACUUCAAGAUGGAGCAGACAGAAACAGAGGAAGCAAAGCAUUUGAAGGAUUUGACCAAUGUCUACGACCCUAUUGGAUCGAUCGAUCCUAUUCUAUCGAAUCUCAAAACCGAGACGAUACCUCAAAAGCGGAAAGUGGUAGCACCGAACAAGACUAUACAAAAGAAGACAAAGCAGAGAAAGAAGCCAAUUGUCACAGAAUCCAAACCCAAGGCCAUUAUCGAGGAAGUCGAUUCGUCAGAUGACGAUGAAGAUCUUGCCCCUUAUUCGAAGGACUCUGACCCCGAAGACUCAGAUGACGACGCGACACUUGUCCAGCGCAACAAACCCAAACCGCCUGUCUAUAUCAGAGACCUCGUCUCAUAUCUUAGGGACUCCGAAUCGUACGACAAGCAGGUACUCGCCCUCCAGACCGCACCAGUUCUCAUUAGACGCAAGACAAACUAUGGUACUGAAGUCAGCUUCCAUGCCGAUGAGUUGGCUGGGCUUUUGGUGGGAAUCCAAGACAAGUUUGAGAUUGAAAACUUCCAGGACUUGCGCCUGCAAGGUAUGGUUGCUUUGGUAGUCUCCCAGCCAAAGACCAUGGCCCCUUGGUUCGCCCGCACCUUUUUUGAAGGCGAUUAUUCGCUUCAUCAACGGACAUCGGUCCUUAUCACUCUAGGUCUCUCAGCCCGGGAACUGGCAGGGUUCGAAGCAUCCGAGUAUCAGUCGGCUGCUGCCUUUCCUUCGAAGCGACUGCCCGAAAAGAUGGAGCAACUUUACCUCAAUUCGACAAAUGACAACAGAGCUCUGCCAUCUUCUCAGCUGAAAACACUUCCAUCAAAUGCUCUCGAUACUAUCUCACAGUCCCUAACAUCUUCGUUCCUCGCUCCACUCGCCGCAGAAGCAGCCGAUUCUAAUACAGGACCUGACGUCUUGAAACUUCAGACUUUCACGGCACGCUACAAGUCAAAGACGAAGUCCAAACCUCGAGUGCGCGCCAUUCCCAACACCACUGCAGCUCUCCUCGCCACGUCCUUCUUCUCCCCACUUACUGCCCAUUUUCAAGUCGCUCUUUAUUCUGCAAAGCCGAUUAUUCUUAAUCACGCACUUCUAGCGCUUUACCUGCAAACCUUGGGCAUCGUGAUUCAUUCGGCAGGACCUUCAACGCUUUCCCUGCCGCAAUUGACUGCCGAACUAUGGAAUCUGCUUCUCGGCGUGCGUGUACACGUUUUGGGGGAUCUCGGCGCCAUGAAGGGCUGGCUAGUCGCCAUGGCAUCGCUCCUGGAAGUGAACGGUGGUGACAUGCGUCGACUCUGUGAAAAUCAAGGCAGAGAAGUUAUGGAAACAAGAGAGUGGGUUGCGAUGGUGUUUGAGAAGACAAGAGGAGAAGACGGCGGGGAGGAGAACGAGGUCAAGAUGCUGUCAGCGGGCGUGUUGAUCAGGAUAGGAGAAGCCAUUGAAAAAUAUCAAGCUUUACUAAUGGGAGACAUGAUUGGAUUCUAA